Choloepus didactylus (southern two-toed sloth) is the source of this 2177-nucleotide messenger RNA. It is a transcript of the gene GPR65, whose product is annotated as G protein-coupled receptor 65. The transcript has 2 exons. Gene Ontology annotation, biological process: G protein-coupled receptor signaling pathway. Bases 963 to 1988 code for a protein of 341 amino acids. NCBI's taxonomy places the organism in Eukaryota, Metazoa, Chordata, Mammalia, Pilosa, Megalonychidae. Gene Ontology annotation, molecular function: G protein-coupled receptor activity. Gene Ontology annotation, cellular component: membrane. The record is from RefSeq and is a predicted model, not a curated record.
UUAUAUAAUUAUAUAUCUAUUAAUUCUAAUCUCUAAAGCUUUUGAGUCCAAUUCCAUUAUUUCUUUGUUUUUUAUUAGAGAAGCUGUAGGUUUGCAGAAAAAUCAAGCAGAAUAUAGUACAGAGUUCCCCUAAACCCCUACUAUUAUUAACACCUUAUAUUUGUGUGGUUCUUUAUUACAAUUGAUGAAAGUGUCAUUUCUUGUUUCUGCUAAAUCUCACACGUGUCUCUGUGUGUUUGUUAUGUGUGUGUUGUGUGUGUGUGUGUGUGUGUGUGUGUGUGUUAAUGAGCUCAUAUUUGUUAGAACUCUAUCUGAACGAAUUGUUUGAGGUCUGGGUUGAGGGGAACUUCCUCAAGGGAGAAUUUAUGUUAGCUUUCUCCAGGUGCCUGGAAUUAUUUUUUUCAUUUAAAAAAAAAAAAACCUUUAUUUUUGAUGAGUUCAUUUCCAUAUUAUUUAAAAGGGUUUUGUUCUGUUUCUCAGAAUGACUUUUUAUGUAUAAGAAGAGCAGUAAGGUGAUAACAUAUCUAAUGAAGAAAAACUGCAUUUUUGAAAGAGAUGUUCAGUGAAAAUAAAGGCUUAUUUUCUUAUCUGCUCUGAGAUUUAUAGCAAAUUGAGGACAACACUCUCUGAAGGCUGAAAGAGCACUCUGUUGAUCCUUGAGGGUUCCUUGUCAGAGUUCUGUGCUAAUGAGGAUAUGGACUUCUGUUCAUUUAAUUCCACCGAUCACCUUAUCUAACUGCCAGGAGACUGGAUUCUGACUUCUAACCAUUGAUAUCACUGUGAAAACUCAUCUACCUCAAUCCUUUAAAAGCACUGAUGAAUUAAUCAGAACUUUAAAAACAAAGAAAAAUUGAAACAAUCUUAGUAAAAGAUGAACAACUAAAAGAACUACAAUGAGGCAAGACUUCGAUUUCUGCUUAUUUUCUGAGAACUAACAUAAUUGCCGUUUUAAAGAAAAGAAAAUGAACAGCACAUGUAUUGAGGAACAACAUGACCUAGAUCACUUUCUGUUUCCAAUUGUUUACAUUGUUGUGGUUAUAGUUGGCAUUCCAGCCAACAUUGGAUCUCUGUGUGUGUCCUUUCUACAAGCAAAGAAGGAAAAUGAACUGGGAAUAUACCUAUUCAGUUUAUCACUGUCAGAUCUCUUGUAUGCAUUAACUCUUCCUCUCUGGAUUGAUUAUACUUGGAAUAAAGACAACUGGACUUUACCCGCGUUUUUGUGCAAAGGGAGUGCUUUCUUGAUGUACAUGAACUUUUACAGCAGCACAGCAUUCCUAACCUGCAUUGCUGUUGAUCGGUAUUUAGCAGUUGUCCACCCUUUGAGGUUUUCUUUUCUGAGGACAAGAAGAUUUGCUUCCAUGGUCAGCCUAUCCAUCUGGGUGUUGGAAACCAUCUUCAAUGCAAUCAUUUUGUGGAAAGAUGAAACAGCUGUCGAAUAUUGUGAUGCCGAAAAGUCCAAUUUUACUCUAUGCUAUGACAAAUAUCCUUUGGAGAAAUGGCAAAUCAGUCUCAACUGGUUUAGGACGUGUACGGGCUAUGCAAUACCUUUGGUCAUCAUAAUGAUUUGCAAUCAGAAAGUCUACCAAGCCGUGCGGCAUAAUCAAGCCACGGAAAACAGGGAAAAGAAGAGAAUCAUAAAGCUAUUACUUAGUAUCACAUUGACUUUUGUCUUGUGCUUUACUCCCUUCCAUGUGAUGUUGCUGAUACGCAGCAUUUUAGAGCGCGAUGUGAACUUUGAUGGGCAUAUAUUUGACCACAAUAAGUCUGGGAAGCAGACUUAUAAAAUGUAUAGAAUCACAGUUGCAUUAACAAGUUUAAAUUGUGUCGCUGAUCCAAUUCUGUACUGUUUUGUAACUGAAACAGGGAGAUCUGAUAUGUGGAACAUAUUAAAAUUCUUAACUGGGAAGUUUAAUAAAUCGCAAAGGCAAAGCAAAAGUGUACUUUCUAUGUCUACAAAAGAUACUAUGGAAUUAGAGGUCCUGGAAUAAACAGAUUUUUUUUAUCUUGGAUUAAGGCACACAGUAUCAUAUCACGAUUUUGAAAAGAAAAUCUAGUAUGAUAGGGAACUAUGAGUUCCAAUUAAGUAAAUACUUUAAUUCUCUCCAAUGGACAUAUUUUAUAAGUAUUUGAACAGCUCUCUAAUUUUUAUUAAAUGAUAUGUAUUAAAGAAAAUUUUA